AUGGCUCUUGCACACUUCCAACAGGACAUCAUUCUAGGUGGGGUUCCAAGCAAUUGGAGCUCUGAGACACCUGAAACCCUCCAUAAAGUGCUGCCCAAAUCACUCUAUGACCAAACAAACCAGCGAAACUUUCAACUCCAAAUGAUAUCAAUGUUGACCAUUCGUGAGAAGGAACAGCCACUACCACAUGAUGAUGCACCACAACUUUCUAGCAUCAAGAUUGCAGAUAGGCCCCACCAGAGUAAUAUCUCUAUUGAGGUCAUUGCUGGUUGGAGGCCAGAACUAUCAGACCUCCCAUCAGCAAUUUGCCGAUAUUAUCAUGAACGACAAUCACAGCGCACAGCUCGACCUCGUUUUGUCUAUACAACUGACUCAGAGUGGUUCCCACAACAAUACAAUGGUUUGGACCUUUGGUGGUCCUAUCGGCUCACUGUCCCUGCUUUCAAUCAGUUCUACAAGGCAGAAACAAGGGUUAUCAAGUGCAGACCAACUGGUGAUUAUAGAAGUGGGGCAUUUGAUUCUGUCUUUGCCCUGGUCCAUCCUCAGCGCAAUGUAAUUCAUAAAUAUCGUCCAGCUCAGCUUCAACUCAUCCUCCGAGCAUCAAGUAAGACUGGUGCUAGGGAGGGAGCUGAGUGCAAUGGAAACAAUCUUUUUGCAUAUGUGCUGUGGUACACUGACAUACCAAUCAGGCUAUCAUCAGGAAUGUUUGCUGUCAAAAAAGAUCUUGAUCAUGACAAUCAAUGGAGAAGUGCCAUAAUUCCACUGAAUUGUAUCAUGCUCCAUUGUCCACUUCACCCAUCAAUAAUUGGUGAGCCUGUCCUUGGUACAACAGCUGAUGGUGCUUUGGCAUCAUCAACCCAAUUCUAUAUCAACCCAUUUUCAAGCUCCCAACUGUAUCAGCGUUUGCAUUUGUAG
Messenger RNA from Cantharellus anzutake, 915 nucleotides. RefSeq lists its product as uncharacterized. Bases 1 to 915 code for a protein of 304 amino acids. NCBI's taxonomy places the organism in Eukaryota, Fungi, Basidiomycota, Agaricomycetes, Cantharellales, Hydnaceae. The record is from RefSeq and is a predicted model, not a curated record. The transcript is spliced from 3 exons.